Daucus carota subsp. sativus is the source of this 2235-nucleotide messenger RNA. RefSeq lists its product as uncharacterized. Bases 1 to 2235 code for a protein of 744 amino acids. The transcript is spliced from 7 exons. The record is from RefSeq and is a predicted model, not a curated record. NCBI's taxonomy places the organism in Eukaryota, Viridiplantae, Streptophyta, Magnoliopsida, Apiales, Apiaceae.
AUGGCAGUAGAUAAGGAAGUUGGUGAGCCAAUAUACCCGGACAAUCUCAAAUAUUCUCAAUUGAAGUUUGUUACGAAAUUACUACAUUGCAAGAAUCGCAACAAAUGUAGUGAUAAAGCUUUUGAUGAGUUGCUCCUUUUGCUUGGAGAUGUGUUCCCGGAUAAACAUAAGCUUCCUCUCAACUACAAUGCUGUUAAGAAGAUGGUUAAACGGUUGAAUAUAAGAAAUUGCAAGUAUUGUAAAUUGAGUCGAUAUAAAGCUACAACAAAUGCUGGGAAUAAUACUGUUCCAAGAAAGGUUUUGAGACAUUUCAAAAUCACUGACCGUUUGCAGCGUUUGUACAUGUCUACCCGCACGGCUGCACAUAUGAAGUAUCACAAGAACAGAACUGUGACUGAAGGGGUUCUCACUCAUCCUGCAGAUGGAGAAGAAUGGAAAGAGUUCGAUAAGAAUUAUCCUGAUUUUUCAGCGGAGAUUCGUAAUGUCAGGCUUGGCCUUGCAACCGAUGGAUUUCCCCUGUACAGAAAUGCUACCUCUACUGUUUCCUCAGUAUGGCAUGUUGUGCUACUUGUGUACAACCUUCCACACACUAUGGUUACAAAGGAUCCAUAUAUGUUCAUGACACUGCUGGUACCCGGGCCGAAUGAUCCAGGAAAGAAUUUGAAUGUGUAUCUCAGGCCUCUAAUUGAUGAGUUGAUCACUUUAUGGAAUGUUGGUGUGGAGACAUUUGAUGCUUCUGCGAAGACUAAUUUUAUGAUGCGAGCAGCCCUAUUAUGGACUAUAAGUGACUUUCCUGGGUUGGGAAUGGAAAGGGCAUUUGGAUUUGGAGAUUGGCAUAACUGGACGCAUGUCACUUGCUUUUUUGACUUGCCAUAUUGGGAUUCCUUGCGUCUUCGUCAUUGCAUUGAUGUCGUGCACACGGAGAAAAAUGUAUUUGAUAACAUUUUUCACACUAUUCUCGAUAGCGUAAAAACAAAGGAUACCAUAAGAUCAAGAAAGGACUUGGAAGCAAUGGGCAUCAUGCAAGAGUUAUGGCUUAAUGGUACACGCAAGCAAAAAGCUAGAUAUAGCCUAACCCGGGAUCAGUUAAAAUUGCUAUGUAAUUGGGUUCAUCGAGUGAAACUCCCGGAUGGUUGUUCAUCAAACUUGAAGAGGUGUUGUAAGAGAUCCCAGUUAAACUUUCAAGGCAUGAAGUCACAUGAUUGUCAUGUAUUUAUGCAGAAGUUACUGCCUUCUGCUUUUCAUGAACUUCUUCCAGAUGAUGUGCAUAAAGUACUAUUUGAAACAAAUGGAAAAAACAUAGCCGGGAUUGUUUGUACUUUGGAGACUAUAUUCCCUCCGACUCUUUUUGAUCCAAUGGAGCAUCUUCUUGUUCAUUUGCCGGAGGAGUGCAGACUAGGUGGCCCUGUCCCAGAAAGAUGGAUGUAUCAUGUUGAAAGACUACAAGGCAAAAUGAAACAUAAAGUAGGGAACAAAGCACGUGUUGAAGGAUCCAUUGCAGAAAAAUACAUAUAUGAGGAGUUAACACAUUUCUGUUCCAUGUACUUUGAGUCUGAAGUUGAUACAGUGCACAACAUGCUAGGUCAUAAUAUGGUUCAUGAUAUUUCAAGUAUGUUCGAAGCAGAGAUUCGCAAUCAUACUCCACACGUACUAAGUGAUAGUGAGAUGGAUACAAUGAUGGAGGAUAAUUUUGCAAAGUGGUUUCAAGUCAAGGCACAACACAACAACAAACAGUUGCAAUAUUUGUUGGGAGUCCCAGCUUCUUAUGUGAUUUCUUAUAAAAGAUGUUGGGUGAAUGGGUAUUCAUUCAAGUUAGGAAAAUCAAGUUCGGGGAUACUUGUCAAGGGAAGUUGUUACGGUGGUAGUGGAAGCAAUUAUUAUGGAAGUUUGCUGGAAAUUCUGAAAAUAACAUAUGGUGGUGGAAAUCAAGUGUUUCUAAUGAAAUGUCAUUGGUAUGACCAUGUUAGGGGCGUAAAGAAAGACAAAAAUGGAGUGCUUUUAAUUGAUCUCAAUUCAAAACUGAAAGGAUAUGAUGUUUACAUUCUAGCAAGUCAAGCCACUCAAGUGUACUAUACUCCUAGUGUAAAGAAUCCAAAUAUGGAAAGUGAAGAAGAUGAAGAAAAUGAAAUUGAAGCGGGGGAUGAUCACGAGGAGGAUGACGAAGAAGAAGAAGAACAAGAAGAAGAAGAAGAUGGUUAUGAUAGCAUCGAAGUGGAUAGUGGAGAAGAAUAUUGA